AUAAUUGAUAAAUUGUCUCUAAGUUACGAACGCCCUUUUAAAUUUGGCGCAUUAUCGAAUGACUCGAGAGAUAUCGAUUGCAGCGAUACAACGCCGCACCUCGCGAGACUGAUACUUUGGUGACGCAGGGUAAUGGUUAGCAAAAAGUUUUAUGGUAAGAUUUUAAUUUCGUUGAACGGUGUACUUUAAGUAGAAUAAGAAAUUUUUACACUAUGGCUGACUCCGAUGACGAAUAUGAUAGGAAAAGGAGAGAUAAAUUUAGAGGGGAGAGAACGGAAUCUUAUUCCAGAGAGGGACGUAGGGACGAUAGAAGAAGAGAUGACUGGGUUGAUAGUUUUAAAGGUAGUGAUUAUUCCAGAGAGUGGUCCAGUCGACCAAGACAGCGCCCAGAUUACAGAGAAUACCGUGGUGGAGGAGGUGGAGGAAGGGACCGAUACAGUCCUGCUAGAUCGCAAGAAAUGGCACCUCCUAUGAAAAGAAUGAGAGCCGACUGGGAUGAUCGACCAAGAUAUGGGCAUGAUUAUUACGGAGGUGGAGCAGGUGGUGCAACAUCUUGGGGUCCUGACCACUAUCCACCUCCGCAUCAUAGUAAUCAUCAUUAUGGAAACCAUGGUAACAGUAGCAGUCGAGAGGUUGCUGGUAACUUCAGUAAUUCCAAUGUUGAGACUCAACCUCCGAUGAUGUCGUUUAAAGCAUUCCUUGGAACACAGGAAGAUACGAUUACGGAUGAGGAAGCUAUUAAGCGGUAUAAUGAAUAUAAAUUGGAAUUCAGGAGGCAACAGUUGAACGAAUUCUUCGUUGCGCACAAGGAUGAGGAAUGGUUCAAAAUAAAAUAUCAUCCUGAGGAGUCAGUGAAGAGAAAGGAGGAACAGGUGGCAGCCCUUAAGAAACGAGUUGAAGUUUUCUUAGAAAUGCUUGAUGUAGGAGAAAUAGAUAAAGUAUCCGUCGAUGCUGACCAAGCCGAUGCCUUGUUACAUUUAUUAGAUGCAGUGGUUAUUAAAUUAGAAGGCGGUACAGAAGAAGAUUUGCAAGUUCUAGAAGUAAAACCGGUGAACCCUGUUAUAUCUAAAGAUACAAAUAAAAAUAAGGAGGAAAAAAUAAAAGUUGGAAAUGACAAAAAAGUGGAGAGCAGUGAUACAAGUAAGACGGAUGAAACGCAAGCAGAGAAACCAAACAAUGGUCAGAAUGUAAAUAACGAAAAGAAUGCGGAGAAGGAGGAAGCGUCGAUAGAGGAGACUGAGAAAUCUGAAGAGAAUGCAGAGGAAACAAAAAAGGAGGAUGAUAUGGAUGUCACAGAAAAGUCAGAGGAAACCAACACUAAAAAGAGGAAACGAACCGAUAGCAAUAGCAGCAGUAGCAGCAGCAGUAGUAGCAGUAGUUCUUCCGGUAGUGACAGCAACAAACCCGAUACACCAAAAGCGGAAACUUCUGCGACCGAAAAGGCGGACGCAAGAAAUGAAAACGCGGAUGCGCAAGAUGGCAAAGAAGAUGAUCAGGAAGUUAAAGCUGACAAGGAACAGUCGGAAGCUAAGAAGUCUACGAUGGAGCCGGAAGCUGUGAUAGAUCUAGCUAGCGAGGAUAAGGAGAAAGAACCUAGAGCUCUGCACAAAACUAGCAGCAUCUUCCUUCGCAAUCUGGCUCCAACGAUCACCAAGGCAGAAGUCGAAGCGAUGUGCAAACGCUUCCCUGGAUUUCUACGAGUCGCCAUCGCGGAUCCGCAACCGGAGAGAAGAUGGUUCAGAAGAGGAUGGGUGUCUUUUGAAAGACAGGUGAACAUAAAGGAGAUAUGUUGGAGCUUGAACAAUAUUCGAUUGCGAGACUGUGAGCUUGGCGCUAUAGUGAACCGGGACCUGUCGCGACGCAUCCGCACAGUGAAUGGUUUGACGUCUCACAAACAAAUAGUCAGACACGACAUCAAAUUGAGCGCCAAAAUUGUUCACAAUUUGGACAACAGGGUUGGUCUGUGGAACGAGGAGAAGAAGGAAGAUAAUGCAGUGAAACAGGAAGAUGAUAACAAGGAGAAUAAGAGCAUGCAAAAUGCGUUCGGCUUAUCAUCUAAGAAUCCUGUCCUUAAAAAUAUCACCGAUUACCUGAUAGAAGAGGCAUCGGCCGAAGAAGAAGAGUUAUUAGGAAUGUCCGGUGAUCAAGAAGAGGGACAACUAGGUGGUGAUGGUGAUGGUCCCAUCGAAAGAGACCCAACCUUAAUUAAAGUUCUAGACAGAUUGAUCCUCUAUUUACGAAUAGUUCAUUCCGUCGACUACUACAAUCACUGUGAGUAUCCAAACGAGGACGAGAUGCCGAACAGAUGCGGAAUAAUGCACGUCCGAGGUUCGCCUCCGACCGCCAAAGUAUCAAGCACAGAAUUAUCCGAAUAUUGUCGCAACUUCGAAAACAAAAUGGCUGCCUUCCUACAACCCGUCGCCACGUUGUCUCAAGAGGAGUUCGAUAAACUGGGCGCCAAGAACGCUGAAGCUGAGGUCGAGAAGUUCGUGCAAGCCAACACUCAAGAGCUGUCGAAGGACAAGUGGCUGUGUCCGCUCAGCGGGAAGAAAUUCAAGGGACCAGACUUCAUCCGGAAGCACAUAUUCAACAAACACGCGGAGAAAGUGGCGGAGGUAAAAGCAGAAGCGGAGUAUUUCAACAACUAUUUGAGGGACCCGAAGAGGCCGCAGCUUCCAGAACAUCCGGGGAACAAGGCACCUCCCAGGGAAAGCAUACGCGGCGAGGGCUUUAACCCCUAUGGAUGUACCACGUUUGGAGGCUACGGUGCUGGAUACGGUGGCAGCAGAGGAGGCUACGGAUCCAGUUACAGUGCAGGAUUUGGUGGAGGGUUUGGAAUGCCGCGUCCCACUCGUGGUGGAUUCAAUAGAGGACGUGGCGGCGGUGGAGACUUUCGGCCAGUCAUUCAUUAUCGCGAUCUCGACGCGCCGAGAGAACCGGACGAAUUCCUAUAAAACUGCUUCGAUUUCGAGGAAUCAAGGACGAAUACGCUGCUCUGAAAAAAAUAAUAUUCGAACCGUGUGCGUAUUAUAUAAUUUGUAUAUACUUUAUUCACUCGAGGAAAACAUUUUGUUUAGGUAAAAGACUAGGUAGAAAUUCUGCGGAGUCGCAUACAUUUCAGAAGACUUUAUACAAACGCGGUUAACUGUAUACAAAAAUAUAUCUACGUAUACGUAAUUUUCUUGUACGCGUGUGUAUAAGUACGAUUAGGACGUUAAAAUUUAAGAUCUCUUACAUGUAUACACACACGCACACAUACAUGUAUACACAGAGAGACAUACAUUAUAUAUCUUAUUCACAAUAGGUGAAAAAUAAUGUAAGACACACAAGAAAUUUCAUUGCUAUUGUAACUGGAAGUAUAUAAUGUGUGAAUAAAAGUGAAAAGUAUCGUUUCCUAA
Messenger RNA from Megachile rotundata (alfalfa leafcutting bee), 3398 nucleotides. It is a transcript of the gene Ars2, whose product is annotated as arsenic resistance protein 2. Gene Ontology annotation, cellular component: nuclear body. Gene Ontology annotation, biological process: primary miRNA processing; mRNA processing. NCBI's taxonomy places the organism in Eukaryota, Metazoa, Arthropoda, Insecta, Hymenoptera, Megachilidae. The record is from RefSeq and is a predicted model, not a curated record. Gene Ontology annotation, molecular function: nucleic acid binding.